UGAUAUCAUGAAGGCUCAGUUGUUUUAUAUGAUUUUUAAGUUUAAAAUAAAUUUUAGAAUCCAGUUUAUAUUACAGGUAAUUGUCUGCAUUAAAUUUAUUGCCCAUAAUGAAGACAAGAUGGUCACGGGAUGUGAGAAUGUUAGCAAAAUCAGAAAAAAACAUAUCAGUGUCAGUUCAUUAUCAAGUAAAAGACUUGUGAUAAGUUCAGAAUUCCUAUAUGUUACUUAAUUUAUUAACCUUUUGUUCUUGGUUUCCAGGUGGUGGCCCAGCAGUUCUCACAAACUACACUCCUCUUGAAGAAACUAUUCUGACACUGACUGAGCCUGUUGAUAUUACUGGUUUACUAGGGGUUUAUGAAAAUGAGACAGAAGUUGAUGAUGUUGCAGAACCAACUCCUGGGCCAUCUGGGAUAGCAUCUCAGGUCAUAACAGAUUCGAAAGUUGUUGUAACAUUGGAUGAGGGCACUCCAGAGGAGCAAGAAAUGACAAUAUCCAUUGUGUCAAUGGACCACACUUACUCUUCAGAAUUACCUCCUUUUUUAAUAGAAGACAGUGAUGCUCAGGAUGGAGGUAGCAGGCAUGGUCAUAGCAGAAGAUCAGAAGAAAGGAGAAUUUUGCCUGACAUGCUUCAGAUACAAGCAAAUAUAGAAAUUCACUUGAAACAGCUUGUAAGCUCAGUAAAAGACAUUGCAUCAGCAUUACAAACAAUUGCUGGUGUUAUAAAAGAUAUGGCAUAAGUUCUUAUUUCUAUCAAAUUAUGAAAUAU
Messenger RNA from Penaeus chinensis, 766 nucleotides. RefSeq lists its product as uncharacterized. The record is from RefSeq and is a predicted model, not a curated record. NCBI's taxonomy places the organism in Eukaryota, Metazoa, Arthropoda, Malacostraca, Decapoda, Penaeidae. The coding region runs from base 219 to 737 and encodes 172 amino acids. The transcript is spliced from 2 exons.